Messenger RNA from Suncus etruscus (white-toothed pygmy shrew), 954 nucleotides. RefSeq names its product olfactory receptor 13C7-like. Bases 1 to 954 code for a protein of 317 amino acids. Gene Ontology annotation, cellular component: membrane. Gene Ontology annotation, molecular function: G protein-coupled receptor activity; olfactory receptor activity. Gene Ontology annotation, biological process: G protein-coupled receptor signaling pathway. The record is from RefSeq and is a predicted model, not a curated record. NCBI's taxonomy places the organism in Eukaryota, Metazoa, Chordata, Mammalia, Eulipotyphla, Soricidae. The transcript has a single exon.
AUGGAGGUGACCAAUCAGUCCACCAUAAUAGGGUUUGUCUUGCUGGGGUUAUCAGAUCACCCAACGCUGGAGAAAAUGUUCUUUGUACUCAUUCUGCUGAUGUACCUGGUGAUCCUGUUGGGCAAUGGGGUCCUCAUUCUGGUGACCAUCGUUGAUUCCCGCCUGCACACACCCAUGUACUUCUUCCUGGGGAAUCUCUCCUUCCUGGACAUCUGCUACACCAGCUCCUCCAUUCCUCUAGUACUGGAUGGUUUCCUGACUCCAAGAAAAACAAUCUCUUUCUCAGGCUGUACUGUGCAGAUGUUCCUCUCCUUUGCCAUGGGAGCCACAGAGUGUGUGCUCCUAGGCAUGAUGGCCUUUGAUCGCUAUGUGGCCAUCUGCAACCCCCUCAGGUACCCUGUGAUCAUGAGUAAAGCUGCCUAUGUGCCCAUGGCUGCCAGCUCCUGGGCAGCUGGUGGAGCUAACGCUUUGGUGCAGAUAUCUCUUGCAAUCAAGUUACCCUUCUGUGGAGACAACAUCAUUAAUCACUUCACCUGUGAAAUCCUGGCAGUCCUGAAGUUGGCCUGUGCUGACAUCUCCAUCAAUGUUAUUAGCAUGGAACUGGGUAAUGUCAUCUUUCUGGGGAUCCCAGUUCUAUUCAUCUUUGUCUCUUAUAUCUUCAUCCUUACCACUAUCCUAAGAAUCCCCUCAACUGAGGGCCGACGAAAAGCCUUCUCUACCUGCUCUGCACAUCUUACAGUGGUCAUUAUCUUCUAUGGAACUAUUCUUUUCAUGUAUACAAAGCCCAAGUCCAAGGACCCACAAGGGGCUGACAAGCAGGAUCUUUCAGACAAGCUCAUCUCCCUCUUCUAUGGAGUACUGACCCCCAUGCUCAACCCUAUCAUCUAUAGCCUAAGGAACAAAGAUGUGAAGGUGGCUAUGAAGAACCUGGUGAGCCAGAAAUGUUUGGUCUAG